Drosophila bipectinata is the source of this 2180-nucleotide messenger RNA. It is a transcript of the gene Mco4, whose product is annotated as Multicopper oxidase 4. Lineage: Eukaryota; Metazoa; Arthropoda; Insecta; Diptera; Drosophilidae. Gene Ontology annotation, molecular function: copper ion binding; oxidoreductase activity. The record is from RefSeq and is a predicted model, not a curated record.
GCUGUUCGACAAGAGACAAUUGCAGUGACUUACCCGAGCGAGGUGUCAACAAAAGGUAACCGAUGCCGGAAGCCCAUUAACAGUCACUCUUGGCCCUCAGUCGCAGAUCGAUCCACCCUACCUCCACCGUAGCUUUAAAUUCAAAAUUCUGUUAAAAAUUUGUGGUUUUGGUCCUCUUUUGAUUCAAUUGGAUGUGAGCAUGAAAUUCAAUUUGGUGCAGACCCUGGUCUUCGUUUUCUGUCUUAUCAGUGUCCAGAUCUAUGGGAUACAAGAUGCCAGCGGGAAACGGAUCGUGAGCAAGUACGAAAGGAUAAUGCAGAUGUAUCCACAACUGGCGACGGGCGGUGGCGAGUCUUCCCAGUGGCGGGCCGCCGAAAAGGACAUGCGGCAUCCCUGCAAGCGGGACUGCUCGGACCAACAGCCCAUGACCUGCUACUACUACAUGGUGGUCCACUACGAUGACACCAUGGCGGAGACCUGCAAACGAUACCUCCAGUCCAAGUUCCGGUUCAAGCUCAGAGGAAAGGAAUACCUGGAUGGCAUCAUGCUGGCGGAGAAACUGGGACCCACCGAUUGCAAGUACGCCGACGGACUGGAGAGCCAGGUGAUGGUGGUGAACGGUCAGCUGCCCGGAAUGGCUAUCGAGGUCUGCCUGGGCGACACCGUGGUGGCGGACGUGAUCAACAGUAUGCACGAGACGACGACGGUCCACUGGCACGGCAUGCAUCAGCGGAUGACCCCGUUCAUGGACGGAGUGCCUCACGUGACUCAGUAUCCGAUCGAGGCCGGCCAGGCGUUUCGCUACCGAUUCGAGGUGGACCAUGGCGGCACCAACUGGUGGCACAGCCACACUGAACAUCAACGAGCCUUCGGGCUGGCCGGUCCGCUGGUGGUGCGGAUGCCGACUCGACUCAAUCCUCACGCCCACCUGUACGACUUUGACCUGUCGGAGCACGUGAUUAUGAUCCAGGACUGGGUGCACAACUUCGUCGAGAGCGUGGCCGAGAACAUCCUGAUCAACGGGAGGGGGCGGAACCUGAAGAAGAACGUCACUGCGAAGCCCACUCUGUACGCCCACUUUCCGGUGGUCCGCGGGGGUCGCUAUCGCUUCCGGGUGAUUUUCAAUGGUGUUUCUAACUGCCCAAUCAGCUUUAGCGUGGACCAGCACGACCUAGUGGUGAUUUCCAGCGAUGGCAACGACAUUGAGCCAGUGGAGGUCCAGCGGAUUAUGUUCCACGGCGCGGAGCGGUUCGACUUUGUGUUGCAUGCCAACCAAGAGGUCGCCAACUACUGGAUCCGGGUGAAGGGAUACAGCUUCUGUGCCAAGAAUCAGCUGCACCAGGAGGCGGUGCUUCACUAUCGGGAUGCAGACCCUCGGUCGCUGGACACACAUACCCUGACCUACGCCUACGAUGCCCCAGGCACGACCCUCAACGAACUUGGAGACGACAACAGCAUGACCGGAAGCGGAAGCGGCAGGAGUAUUUCCCUCGCGGACUUGAAUGCCCAGAGACAGGAGCUGGAAAUACAGCCGGCGGUAACGUACUACACCAGCAUGAACGCCUUCGAGGUGCGCCAGGGGGAGGGCUUCCGCUUCCAGAUGGAUGACAUCAGCUUCAGCAUGCCGAAGAUGUCGCUGCUGCAGACCCGCAAUCUGGGCGUGGGCCAGUUCUUCUGCAACCGCUCCCAGCAGGCGGACUUGGGAUUCAACUGCCGGCAGCGGCACUGUCGCUGCUCGAACGUGAUCCAAGUGCCGGCCAACCAACAAGUCGAGUUCGUCAUCUACAGCCUGUCGAAUACCCCGCACCCGGUUCACCUGCAUGGCUACACCUUUCGUGUGGUGGGAAUGGGGGUACUAGGCGAGGACCAGAUCGGUCAGAUUGAGCAGAUCGACAGGAGAAAUCCGCUGCCGCGACGCGGACGAGGUGCCCCGCUCAAGGACUCGGUGCAGGUGCCUGCCUUCGGGUACACCAUCAUGCGUUUCUUCACCAACAGUCCUGGCUACUGGAUGUUCCACUGCCACAUAUCGCCGCAUUCGGAGAACGGCAUGGCGGCAGUGGUAAGAGUUGGCGAGGAUGUCGAGAUGAAGAUGUGCCCUGUGAGCAACUGCGGGCUUUGCAGCUCAGUAGCGUAGUGCUUAACAAAAUAAAAAUAAAGUACCUUUAAGCUGGCAUUUCAAA